AUGACAAAAGAAAAGACACUUUCGAUGAAGGUAGAUCAAAAGUGUUUGGUGGAGAAGGACGUGAAGAAGGUUGUGGAAGAGGAACCACGAUUCCCACUCGGGUGCCUACCGGAUGUCUACCUAAACCACCUGGCCCCAUUCCUCCAAUGGUCAUCCCGACGUUCCCUAUCUCAAGUGAAUUCCCGAUUUCGCGGGCACUACGAAUCACUUCUCGACGCGGCGUACUCGCUGUCCAUCAAGGGACAACUAUCAGUUGGUUUCUACACGAUUCGUGUCGAGAUGGACGACGAUAUGGUUGUGGAAUGGACGUUGAAAGUGGAGAGCGGUGUCCGGACAGUUGUACAUACACAGUAUGAUGGGGAGGAUAGAAGAGAGACGACGAGAAGUGUGGGUGUUUCGUCGAAGGAUUAUUUGGAGAAGAUUUUGAAAUGGAUUCUGACAAAGUUUCACUUCAAGAAGAUUCAUUUGGGAGUGCCCGGUCUCGUUCCACUCUUCGCUUCCUACACCCACCCAGUUACCGAAAUUGGUGUAUCCGAUGAAGUGGAGUACCUGAAACUCGCCGCACGCCUUAAACCAAAAACGUUGUACCUAUUCCGGCCAAAUCAGAAUAAUAUCAAUAGAGGGAGUCUGGAUAUGAAGAACUUCCCACAGCUCGAAGACUUGCAAAUGUAUGGAGUACCGGUGGAUUUGGAUCAAGUUUUAGACUCGAAAUUGCUGAAAAUCGUGGCGGACACUUUGGAAGGGAGUGUAAAGUUGAAGCAUGCGAAGAAGAUUAUUGAUAACUGGCAAUCGGGUACCUUACACUACAAAAAAAUCUACAUCAGCUGCACGUCGUCCCGCUUCCCAAGCUUUGUACCUCACCCGGAUUGGACUGAAAUUCCAGAGGGCGAUAUCGAUGAAUAUUACGACCAUGUAGUCAGUGAAGAUGAGAGAAUAGGAACAUUCAACUAUUCGCGACGGUGUUUGGAGUUUAAGCCAUGGCCUGAGGAAGGAUCAAUGACACCAGAGUUUUGGGAUUAUUGA
This is a messenger RNA of Caenorhabditis remanei, 1023 nucleotides long. RefSeq lists its product as uncharacterized. NCBI's taxonomy places the organism in Eukaryota, Metazoa, Nematoda, Chromadorea, Rhabditida, Rhabditidae. The transcript has 6 exons. Bases 1 to 1023 code for a protein of 340 amino acids. The record is from RefSeq and is a predicted model, not a curated record.